CUGUGCAGAGAGAAGGUGCGUUUAGUUGGAGUGGUUUGUUUCUGGAGCGCUGGAUCAUCUCUCUCUCUCUCCACGGGGCGCGUUUCUUCGCCUUAUUAUUUGAUCCACACUUCGUUUUAUUAUUUUAUCCUCCCAUUUUUUACGCGGAUACACAUUUGAAGGAAAACAAACCGUUUAUGGUCCUGGCUGAAGAUUUCACGAUGUCUCGCACCGACGAGGUUCACCGUAUGACGGAAAAUGUCUAUAAGACCAUCAUGGAGCAGUUCAACCCCUGCUUACGGAACUUUGUUGCCAUGGGGAAGAACUAUGAGAAGGCCCUUGCCAAUGUGACAUUUGCUGCCAAAGGCUACUUUGAUGCUCUGGUCAGAAUGGGUGAACUGGCCAGUGAGAGUCAAGGAUCCAAAGAUUUAGUGACAAGUCACGUGUCCUGGGAUGUGCUGUUCCAGAUGGCGGAGGUCCACAGACAGAUCCAAGUGCAGCUAGAGGAGAUGUUGAAAUCCUUCCACAACGAGCUGCUCUCUGAGCUGGAGAAGAAGGUGGACCUGGACUCCCGCUAUCUCACUGCUGCCCUGAAGAAAUACCAGCUGGAGCACAAGAGCAAAGGGGAGAGUCUGGAGAAGUGCCAGGCCGAGCUGAAGAAGCUGCGCAGGAAGAGCCAGGGCAGCAAGAACCCCUCCAAGUACGGAGAGAAGGAGAUGCAGUUCGUGGAGACCAUCAGCAGUAAGCAGACCGAGCUGGACACCUUCAUCGCCGAGGGAUACAAGACAGCCUUGUCCGAGGAGCGUCGCAGGUACUGCUUCCUGGUGGACCGCCAGUGUGCCGUGGCCAAGAACAGCAGCGCCUACCACGGCAAGGGUAAAGACCUGCUGACCCAGAAGAUCCCAGUGUGGCAACAGGCCUGCGCAGACCCCAACAAGCUGCCAGAGAGGGCCAUGCUCCUGGCCCAGCAGAUGGGCUCUGCCUCCCUCGGAGGCACCAGCCCCCUGCAUACCUCCAAAUCCAACCUGGUCAUCUCAGACCCUAUCCCCGGGGCCGUGCCUCUUCCUGUGCCCCCGGAGUUGGCUGUUUUCAUGGGCAGUGGCCUGGGACACCCAGCGAGGUUGAUGGGCCCCGAUGGUAUGUCCAUGGUAAAUGGGACAACAGGCGUCCACGGGGAGGAAUAUUGGACGGAUGGCGGGACUAUAUCUGUGUCCCAAGUCAGGCCUUCAUCCCCUCAGACCCAGGCGCAGAGCCAGUCCCAGGCUCAGCCCCAGAGACAGGUCAGCGAUGUCUACUCCAACACCCUCCCUGUCCGCAGGCCCGCCCCCGCCAAGAACAAGAACCCCGUGGGAGAGACACGGACCCUGCCCAGGUCCAGCUCCAUGGCGGCAGGCCUGGAAAAGAACGGGCGCGCCCGUGUCCAGGCCAUCUUCUCCCACGCUGCAGGUGACAACGGCACCCUGCUCAGUUUCGCUGAGGGAGAUGUAAUCACCCUGCUCGUGCCUGAGGCCCGCGACGGCUGGCACUAUGGGGAGAACGAGAAGAACAAGAUGCGUGGCUGGUUCCCGUUCUCCUACACACGUGUGCUGCCUGAAAGCGACAGCGAGAAGCUCAAAGUGAACCUGCAUCAUGGGAAAAGUAGCAGCACAGGGAACUUGUUGGAGAGUGAUGCAUCACUGCCCAUACCUGACUACGGCCUGACUGCCCGACUGCUGGCACAGAGCCUAGCACAGACCCGCCCACGCCCCUACAGCAUGGCAGGCUUUGGCACACAGCCUGCUAUUGAGGAUUAUGACGGCCGCUUUGCCACAAGUGACAGCCCUGAUGGCAAAUUGAUUUCGACUGUGUGAGAACAGACAUACAGACAGACACAGACAGCUCCGGAUAGCACAGGGGCCUCUUCCUCCCCCCUUCUCCCCCCCUCCCCCCUCCUCUUAGCCUCCCCCCAACCUGUCCACUUAUCUCCUCCUCUGCCUUCCACACACACCCCUUCUCCAAGUGGAAGAGGCCAGUUUCAUCCCCUCCUUUCUGUCCUCUCUUCCUCCUCGGGUCCCUCCUUUCCUCCUUCCGUCCAUCCCUGGGUGCUCCUGCUGCUGCUGCUGGUGUCGGUGUGGACAGUAGCGGUUGGUGGGUGGAGGAUUGCGUUGAGCGAGAGAGCCAGAGCGGGGCCUACCUGCUCGGCAUGCAGCGAUACGGACUCUGAGUACUCUUAUCUGUGAUCGCAGCCCACCACCACGGACUGAUCUCUCAAGAGACUGCCUUUGCUACUGCUUGUCUUUUCAUGCAUGUACAUGGUUGUGUCAUUUUGUUCAAACUAAAAGGACAUGUUCAUGUACUGUACAAGUGCCAAAAGACUUCAAUGUCGUCGUACUAAAGCCACCGGCUGAAUGGCCUUUUUUUAAGCACACGUGGGGCCCAGUAUUAUCGAGUUCCCACCCAACACACACAUGCUCAAAAAAAAAAAAAAAAAGCUUUGUUCAAAGUGAGGCUGUGCAGCAGAUUACUGUUUCUGUUCUGAGAGAUCCCGUAUAAGUCGCGCUGUGCUUCCUCGUGUCAGUGCUAGACUUUCCGUCCAGAGGGUGUGUGUCAUAUUUGCCUUACUUUGCUUCUUUUUUUUGUUUCCUAUUAAACACAAACUUUAUGUGCAAUGACGCAAAUUUUCAAACAGAGCUUCUAGAAUAUACAGAUUAUAUAUAUAUAUCUCUAUAUAUAAAUUGUUUCCGUCAGUCCACCAAAUUGCACUGUAUUAUGAUCAUUUUCAUAUCAAUUUUCGAUGAAACUUUCCACCCUCAGCCCUAUUCUCGGCUGAAUUUACUGCCAGAAUUGUCAAAAUAAAAAACGCCUCACUCCAAUAAUAACCUUCAGUUUGGUCUUUUUUCUGAAGCUGCAGUGAUCUUCUGUUAAGUAUCCUCAAUAACAGCUGUGAAUGAAUUCGUUUCUAGGUUAAAUGACAAACCACGGCUUUUUGCGGCUCUCAGUGUGUUAUUUAUGAUUGUAUUCCCUGAGUGGCUAUGUAGUUUUUUUGGUCUUUUAUUUUGAAAAAUUAUUGUCCUUGUAAAAAAAAAAAAACACAAAAUAUUUCCAGAAACUACUGAUUAGUUGAAGUGUUUAUCUUAUGCAUGCUGUGGAGGGAAACCAGAAAAAUGUGAUACUACAAAUUGACCUUGAAUGUAUGGUGACUUUUUACAAAGGUAUUCUAAAUAAAACAUAUCUCUAUAUAUUAAUAAACA
Molecule: messenger RNA, 3209 nt
Organism: Sebastes umbrosus (honeycomb rockfish)
Lineage: Eukaryota; Metazoa; Chordata; Actinopteri; Perciformes; Sebastidae
Gene: baiap2a
Product: BAR/IMD domain containing adaptor protein 2a
Exons: 15
Coding region: 177-1829 (550 amino acids)
Biological process (GO): plasma membrane organization; actin crosslink formation; actin filament bundle assembly
Cellular component (GO): nucleoplasm; cytosol
Molecular function (GO): cytoskeletal adaptor activity; protein binding
Source: RefSeq, a predicted model, not a curated record